Messenger RNA from Venturia canescens, 1657 nucleotides. RefSeq names its product gamma-soluble NSF attachment protein-like. The coding region runs from base 165 to 1277 and encodes 370 amino acids. The transcript has 6 exons. Lineage: Eukaryota; Metazoa; Arthropoda; Insecta; Hymenoptera; Ichneumonidae. Gene Ontology annotation, biological process: intracellular protein transport. Gene Ontology annotation, molecular function: soluble NSF attachment protein activity; syntaxin binding. The record is from RefSeq and is a predicted model, not a curated record. Gene Ontology annotation, cellular component: vacuolar membrane; SNARE complex.
UACGUCGUCUGCACUCUGUUUGCACUUGGUGAAUUAACAGCUGAGCAAGAGACAAUUGUCAAUUGAUUUUAUCACUUGCUUAACGUACCGAGCACGUCGAGCAACGACACUGUUUUUGACGCGCGCUGAAAUAUAUUAAAUAGUCUGUCAACAUUCGGAGAAAAAUGUCAAAGAUCGAAGAGGGGAAUGCGCACAUAAGGCAGGCAGAAAAAAGUUUAAAAACUACUCUACUGAAAUGGAGGCCAGAUUUUGAAGUAGCAGCGGAUGAAUACACUCAUGCUGCUACUUGCUUCCGUAUAGCAAAAUCUUACAAGCAAUGCAAGGAUGCUCUGCUCAAAGCAGCCGAUUGUUAUAAGCAGAACAGAUCAUGGUUUCAUGCUGCCAAGAAUCUGGAACAAGUGCUGCUAAUAUGCAGGGACACUGGAGAUAUGGCAGAAAUCCCUAAACUGGCUCACUCUUCGUGUUCUCUCUAUCAGCAACACGGUUCACCCGAAUCCGGAGCAACUGUGUUGGACAAGGCUGGUAAAAUGAUAGAGAGUACCGAUCCAGAGGGUGCACUUCCACUCUUUCAGAGAGCUGCUGAAAUAGUUAUGGGAGAGGACAGCCCUCGCCAAGCAGCUGAAUACAUGAGCAAAGUGGCUCGCAUCAUGGUGAAAUUAAAGAUGUACGACCAGGCGGCAGAUGCAAUAAGGAGAGAAAUUGGAAUGCACCAGGCAAUAGAGCACGCCCCAUCUGUCGGUCGUUUGGCAGUGGUUCUAGUGUUGGUCCAAUUGGCUAGGGGUGAUCAAGUUGCUGCUGAAAAAGCAUUCAAAGAAUGGGGGAACUACUGCGAAGUAGCGGAGAUCCAGACUCUGGAGAUGCUGUUGCAGGCUUAUGACAAUGAGGAUGCAAAUAUGGCUAGAACCGCGCUCAACAGUCCCUUCAUCAAGCACAUGGACGUAGAGUAUGCCAAGCUCGCAAGAGGACUGCCGUUACCAACGACACAGGAAUAUGCUAUUCCACCGGUUGGUGUUAGAGCAAAUGCAGCUGCGACUUAUGUAUCGCCAAACACAAAUAAUCUUUCUGGCCAAGCUACCGUAGAGGCAGAAGUCAAUCAUAGGUCUGAUGAGGGCAAGGAAGAAGCAGCAGCGGCUGAGGUUAUCCCAGAUACUCCAACGCGUAGGGUACCUGAGAAAUACGAAGAUGAGGAAGAGCAAGAAAUGGCUGCGGCAUCGGCUGAGAGCCCUGAAGAAACAAAACCAGAGGAUGAGGAUGACUACGAAGGUGGCCUCUGCUGAUCAAUUUCCCUGUACAAGCCAUUUGUCUCAAGAUGCAUUUAAAUUUCAACUUCUCCCAAAGACAUUCCCAAAUCAACUAUCAGGGAAAGAAGGCAAACAAAAUGAAGUAGUGUAGAGAAGAAUAACGUCUGCCCUUUAAUACUAUUUCCGACGAUAUGCAAAUUACUCGCACGCUCCACAAUCUAUCCGCAUCUACACAGAAAACACACUCAAGAUAUGCUGCAAAAUUUUGUCCAUCGAUCGUAUAGCGGUUCGAUGCUUCCUGCGUUGUAAUUGAAUGUUGUCGAUUUAAGUUCUUUCGAGAGAUACAUUAUUGUCAAGAUAACUAUCAAUUAUUGCAUCGUUUGAAUAAGACGUUCAAUAAAGUUUGCGAAACGUGA